Molecule: messenger RNA, 2100 nt
Organism: Linum trigynum
Lineage: Eukaryota; Viridiplantae; Streptophyta; Magnoliopsida; Malpighiales; Linaceae
Source: the annotation of a GenBank genome assembly
GGAGUGUUGGCCUGCAAAAAUUAUGAACAAGUGAUAAAAAAAAACUACGCCGUUGCCGGGGAUCGAACCCGGGUCACCCGCGUGACAGGCGGGAAUACUUACCACUAUACUACAACGACAUUGCUGAUUUGAAGAUUCUAUUUUAUAAUUAUAAUAACUUAACACUAAAGCAAACAUAACAAAUAGUACCUUGGUCAACGAAUCCGAUCAAUUUUUUUUUUACUUGCCCACAAUCAUUUCAUCCUCCCGAACUCAACAAUUCGCCGGAGACGAAGAAGAUUAAGGGGAAUUCAAAUGUCCGAACAGCAGGAUACACCGUCGCAGGUCUUCAUCCUAUCGGGGCAGAGCAACAUGGCCGGCCGCGGCGGCGUAAUCGCCAACCACCACAAAAAGAUCUGGGACGGGAUCGUGCCGCCGGAGUGCGAAUCUCACCCUGCAAUCCUCCGCCUCUCAGCCGAUCUCCGCUGGGAGACGGCGGCAGUCCCUCUCCACGCCGACAUCGACGCGGGGAAAGCGUGCGGGGUGGGCCCCGGCAUGUCGUUCGCGAAUUCCGUGAGGGAUCGGUUGUGCGGCGGCGGUAGCGGUGCGAUUGGGUUGGUUCCGUGUGCCGUGGGAGGGACGGCGAUCGGCGAGUGGGCGCGUGGGGAACAGCUGUACGAAAACAUGGUGAGGCGAGCGAAAGAGAGCGUGAGAUCCGGAGGAGUAGGAACGGCGGAGAUCAUCAAGUGCUUGCUGUGGUACCAAGGAGAGAGCGACACGUCAACGGAGCGUGAUGCGGGCGCGUACAGGGAGAAAAUGGAGAAGCUGAUUUACAACGUUCGUGAGGAUUUGGGCUUACCGGAUCUCCCUGUCAUUCAGGUGUCGCUGGCUUUGGGAGGCAAUAAGUACCUGGAGAAAGUGAGGGAAGCACAACUCUGUAUGAAGAUGGCGAACUUGGUUUGCGUGGAUGCAAAAGGAUUGAAGCUGGAGGCAGACAACAUUCACCUGUGUACUGAAGCUCAGAUCAAGCUGGGCCAAAUGUUGGCUGAUGCUUACCUCAGUAACUUUGUAUCUCUUAAUUCGUUAUCGUCAUCUUCUUGAAUCUUAUCAGAGAGUCGUUUUUGGAAUUGUACACUAUUCGCAUUGCUGAUGCUGAAUUGCAAAUCCAGAAGAACAGAGGAGUUGGUGCCAACAACUUUUAUGGUUUAGUCUCUUCGGUUUCUUUCCAAUGAUUGUGAAAUCGUACGAGAAGUUACAUCGAAAAAGUUAGUAGAAUGGUUUUUUUGUGAUAAAAUUAUGUUUAAACCAUGGUUAUUAGAACCAAAUGCGUAACAAUCUUGCUUUCAUCUUCGUGUACGAAUGGAGUGAAUAGCAAAUCUAGUUUUGACAAAAUCCGCAUACAAUUCAACCCGUCAGAAAGAAGGAAAAACUCGUACAAGAUCUUAAACUUAUCAACACCAAAUUUUAUUUAAACGAAUAUGAUCAUAUUGGAUACCCACGAGUUCCAAUUGAAUUGUCAUCCAUAAUAUUUAAACGAAUAUGAUCAUAUUGUAUACCCACGAGUUCCAAUUUUAUUUAAACGAAUAUGAUCAUAUGGGAUACCCACGAGUUCCAAUUUUAUUUAAACGAAUAUGAUCAUAUGGGAUACCCACUAGUUCCAAUUUUAUUUAAACGAAUAUGAUCAUAUUGGAUACUCACGAAUUCCAAUUGAAUUCUCAUCCAUAAUAUUUUGGUGCACAACAUUACACCCCCUAUCGAGCUAUAAGCUCUGUUAUUGCUUAAUAAUUAAUGAACACUUGGAAGAAUAGACAAAAUAGAAAACAACGGCACCUAACCCAAGUCCACACCACUCACCAACCCAAAAAAGGCAGCAAAGAACAAUUUCGAUAGAAGGCUCACCAACCAAGCCCAGCAGCCCACAGUCGUAGAUUCUGCGCAUCAGAUCUAGAUUCCAAUUUCUCAACUCCAUUCGCCACGUCAGCCACCUACACCCUGCCAAAGAGGAAAACAGCUUUCCCAUUUCAAAUUUCCUGUAACGAGAGUGAAAGUAGGAAGGACAUUUUGGUCUUCACAAUAAUUUUUUUUUAUUCAUUAAAAAGUGAAUAAAAAAGACCAUUUUGG